ACCAUUCCUGGCCUGCUGUAUCGAAGUGAUCUCGGAGUCCUCGACGCCCAAUGACGACAUCUCCGACAUGAGCCACUACGGCCCGCCGUCCAAUGGCGCAGCGUUCCCACGCGGCGGCCCGCCGCCCUUCCGCGGGCCGCCACCAGCAUUUCCACGCGGAGCUGCGCCCCCAUUCCGUCCGCCGUUCGCUGCACGAGGACCGCCGCCUCCUUUCGGCUUCCGAGGACCUGCACCAACACUCCGUGGGCCUCCCGCCGGGAUGGCCCGGCCGCCAAUGGGUCUCAACAUACCUCCGAUGAUGGCUACACCCGGUUUCCAAGCCCCACCGUCACCAGCGAGUACAGGUCCAGUAUUACCUCCAGGAUGGAAUGAAUACAGAACACCCCAAGGAGCUACGUACUACUAUAAUUCUAGUACGGGGGUAAGUACCUAUGACUUCCCCUCACAAGCUUCAAUGGACCCAAAUACCACGAAAUGGGUGGAAUACAAGGACGAAGCGACCGGAGCCUACUACUAUUUCAAUAAAGUAACAAAAGAGACGGUAUGGGACCAACCAGAAGAGUUCAGGAUGCAAAAAGCACGAGAACAAGUAGCCAAAAUGACGAGCGAAGCGCUGCAAGUGGUCUCUCCAAUGCAGAAUAUAAUUCCUAUACAGAAUCCCGACCCCAGCAGCACAGCGUCUACUGAAAAGGAAGACGAAGACGAUGAAGAAGAACUUAAACGACAAGAAGCACAGCUACAAGCCCGUAAAAAGCGCAAAGAGAUCCAGGAACAAGAACAAGCUGCUCAAUUCGCCGAUAUGCCACGUGUUGAGAGAAUGGCUACAUUCAAACAGUUUCUGGAGGAUAAGCAGAUUACACCCACUUUAAAGUGGGGCGACGCUCAGCGUGUGAUCAGCAAGGACUCGUCGAUGGCUAACGAUCCGAGAUGGAAGUUUGCGUUGAACACUGUGGGCGAGAAGAAGCAGGCUUAUGCCGAGUACUGCACUCAGGCUAAGAACCGCGCGACUAUCGAAAAGCGUCGACUAAUAAAGAAGGCACGCGAGGAUUUUAUUGAGCUUUUAGGACUAUUCGAGUCCAGUUUAGCUCCUCCUCGUCGUCGGCAGGUCUCGUGGGAAGAAGUGAGCGAGAGUAACAACUUCUACGCUAUGCGUAAAGACCCUCGAUGGUCCGCUAUUGACGAGACUAGAGAGAAACAGCAGCUGUUUGCGACGUAUAUGCAGGACUUGGAACGCAACCAGAAGGCUCGAUUGGUGAAGCAACGAGAGGCUCUGCAUACAGGCUUUAUGGAGCUAUUACGACAGCGUGUGGAGGCUAAACAACUGGACCUCGGACGCUCCAGUAAGCGUCUGGAUAGUGACGUUAAACGUCGUGUGUUGGAGUUAUUGGAAGACGUGGAACUCCCUGGUAGUAAGGGAAAAAUCGGUGAAGAUGCACUGCGGAUUGUAGACCGACAUGAUGUGUACGACUGGGCGGAGGAUUUCGUACGUGAACGUCGAGAACUCGAACAUGAGCAGAGGAAACGUGAGCGCGCUGAACGUGCUGAACGGAUUGAGAAAUUAGGACGGGAGUUGAAUGAGAAGCUUCAAGAGCUCGCAGCGAGUCAAAAACUGACGGUUGGAAGUACGUGGGACGAGUUUGCUGUGGAGUAUCUUAAAGAAGCCAUUGAACAAAAGGCAAAGGAAGAAGACGAUGAUGAAAAUCUGCAUUGGAAGACGCAGAGACGGAUUUUUGACAAGUUUGUGCGUAGAUUACGUCGCGCUCUUGAGCCUGCAGCAUCCGUGAUUCGUAAGUACUUGGAUCGUAGUGGAGAGCCGCCACUACGCGUGACAGAAGCCACGAAGUUUGCGGUAUUUAUCGACGCGUUGGAGAAUGGCGUGGGUGUUGCAAUCGACAGUAACGCGCCUGAAGAAGGCGAGGAAGGAGAAGAGUCCAGCGACCUGAAGGAGAGCAACGGGGCUGCAGAUACUGAAGAAGUUACGCUUAAACCUGAACAAGUUGAUGCCGAACUGGAAGCAGCUGUGAAGAAGCAGCGAGAGAGUGAGGACAGCACUACGGAGUUCCCUGAAUACGUACGUCAAGUGUACGAUAUGUGGGUGGCUAUGGCUAAAGAAGAGAGCAGAAGAGAGUCGGAAAAGAAGGAGAAGCGACGUAAACGAAGCCGGAAAGACAGUCACGAUAGUGAAGAGGAUGAAGACCGACCACGUCGACGCUCGUCAGUGGAUGAAGACGAGAAAAAUCACAAGAAACGUCGAAGUCAUCGCUCUAGAAAGCGUCGACGAAGUCACGGUUCGCUAUCGCCUUCACGUUCCAGAUCUCGCUCUCGGUCCAAGUCUCGACGUCAUCGCAGUCGAAGUCGCUCUCGGUCCCGUGAUCGGGAUGUGUUGCCUCCUAGUCUUGCAGCUGUUAACGUUAAGCCUGUGGUGGAUACAGCGACAAGUGAGCCAUUUUCACCCCUUCGAACGCCUUCCAAACCGCUGUCAGAAGCGGAAGAAGCCGCGAAAGCCGAGGAAAUAAUUCGUCAGGCACGAUUAAAGAUGCAAGCGAAGGGAAAAGGUAGCUCAGAUGAUGAAUUGGAAGAAGGAGAGGAGCUUGAAGAGGGCGAAGAAGAGGAAUAGCAGAAAAAAAUUAGGCAUGUAAGGUAUUGUAAGGCCAAAAUGGCUAUAUCAAUAAUUGCAACAAUACGGCCUAAAAAGUAUCAAA
This is a messenger RNA of Phytophthora nicotianae INRA-310, 2702 nucleotides long. RefSeq lists its product as hypothetical. Bases 68 to 2617 code for a protein of 849 amino acids. Lineage: Eukaryota; Oomycota; Peronosporomycetes; Peronosporales; Peronosporaceae. Gene Ontology annotation, biological process: mRNA cis splicing, via spliceosome. Gene Ontology annotation, molecular function: RNA binding; protein binding. The record is from RefSeq and is a predicted model, not a curated record. Gene Ontology annotation, cellular component: U1 snRNP; U2-type prespliceosome. The transcript has 2 exons.